Molecule: messenger RNA, 1906 nt
Organism: Panicum virgatum (switchgrass)
Lineage: Eukaryota; Viridiplantae; Streptophyta; Magnoliopsida; Poales; Poaceae
Product: lysM domain-containing GPI-anchored protein LYP4-like
Exons: 5
Coding region: 179-1411 (410 amino acids)
Source: RefSeq, a predicted model, not a curated record
AGCCCGCGCGCACUCCCAGGCCCCAGUCCCCACCGCGCACUCUCCCAGUCUCGCUCCAGCUCUCGGCAGGCGGCGCCCGGCGAAUCACCGAUCGGAAGCGCAGCCAGCGGCGGCGCCACUGACCGGUCUCCGCUCCCCGACUCAGGCGACCGCGAGCCCAGCCAGCCCGAAAGCCGUCAUGCGGCCACCGCCGUCGUCCCUGCUCCACCACCACCACCACCUCCUCCUCCUCCUCCUCCUCCUCGCCGACGUGCCGAGUGCUCUGUCCAAGUCCACGCUGGAGUCCUGCGCCUCGUCCACCGCCUGCCCGGCGCUCCUCUCCUACACGCUGUACGCGGACCUGAAGCUGGCCGAGGUCGCGGCGCUCUUCGCCGCCGACCCGCUCGCCAUCCUGGCCGCCAACGCCAUCGACUUCGCGGCGCCCGACCCCGCCAACCGCAUCCUCCCCGCCGGCCUGCCCCUCCGCGUGCCGGUCCCCUGCGCCUGCUCCGACGGCAUCCGCAAGGCCACCUCCGUCCGCUACGCGGCCCGGGCCGGGGACACGCUGGCGUCCGUGGCGGGGUCCGUCUACGGCGGGCACACCACCGCCGACUGGAUCCGCGACUCCAACGGCAUGCCCGAGGGCGCCGCGCUCGACGCCGGGACCACGCUCUUCGUGCCGCUCCACUGCGCCUGCUUCGGCGGCGUCGACGACGGCGUGCCCGCGGUGUACCUGACCUAUGUGGUGGCCGAGGGCGACACGGUGCCAGCCAUCGCGCGGAGGUUCCGGACCACCCUGAACGACCUCAUGAACGUCAAUGACAUGGCCACCGCCGACGUCGCCGCCGGGGCCAUCAUCGUCGUGCCGCUGCCCGCGUGUGCGUCGUCAUUCCCGGCCUACACGUCGGACGCCGGCCUGUCCGUGGCGAACGGGACCUACGCGAUCACCGCCAACCGCUGCGUCCAGUGCAGCUGCGGCCCGGGCAACCUGGACCUGUUCUGCGUGCCGGCGCCGCUGGCGGACUCGACGUGCUCCAGCAUGCAGUGCAGCAACAGCAGCAUGAUGCUCGGCAACUUCACGCUCCAGAUGACCAGCGCCGGCUGCAGCGUCACCUCCUGCAGCUACGGGGGAUACGUGAACGGGACCAUCCUCACCACGCUAACCACGUCACUGAAGCCUCAGUGCCCAGGCCCGCACCAGUUCCCUCCGCUGAUGCCGCCGCCGACGUCGUCCUUCUUCGAGACGUACCUCGGCCCGUCGCCGACGCCGACGCCAUCUGAAGGAGGCGUCGGCCCGCAGAUGGCUGGCAUGGCGCCGACGAGCAGCCCGCCGGUGAGUUCCGGGAGUCCUGCCCCAGUAGCAGGCCGGCGCGUUGGGGAUGUUCUUGCACUGCUCGCUCUCUGCCUCGCCGCCGCCAACUUGCUAUGGUAGCUGGGCCGUGACGAGCGUGUGAGAAUCAUAUCGAGCAGCAGUGUGUCCGGAAUUGAAGGGCAUUCUUUUUUUAGGACAAUUAGCAGGUGCUCUGCCUUUUCAUUAUAGUAGGAAGCAGCCUAAGUUACAGAAGUUUAGAACAACAAGGGCAUUCUUGUACAGGAGCAGUCGGCUAGCUUUUUACGGGCUCUGCGAUUGUGCCGAAUUUUGCUGUUUCUCAUUCGAUUGGUCGUUCUUGUAAAAUGCAUGGUGAACCCACGCUAGCAUACCUAUAUAGCACGUUUGUAUUUGUUACAGAACAAGUUAUUUGAUCUCAUCAAAUGCAGCCAUGGUUUCAAAGCCAUUGUAACAGCCAUGUUUAUGGCAUUAAUUAUCUUUAUUUCUGCCAUUAGAGAGAAGAAACUGAUGUACUUAUGGCUAGGAGUUACACAUUCUUGUAAUCUCCCUAUAUAUGGGAAACUUGAGAUCAAUGAGAAUUACACACAGAAUUCACUA